Trametes versicolor FP-101664 SS1 is the source of this 2070-nucleotide messenger RNA. RefSeq names its product PP2C-domain-containing protein. Gene Ontology annotation, biological process: protein dephosphorylation. Gene Ontology annotation, molecular function: cation binding; protein serine/threonine phosphatase activity. The record is from RefSeq and is a predicted model, not a curated record. The transcript has 10 exons. Lineage: Eukaryota; Fungi; Basidiomycota; Agaricomycetes; Polyporales; Polyporaceae. The coding region runs from base 128 to 1750 and encodes 540 amino acids.
CGAGACACCACACGACCUCUCCCCGCCCUUCUCCAGACUCCAGCUUUCACCCCCGCUGCCCCCGCCGACCGCCGCGUUCUCCUCCCCACGACCCUCGUGUUUUUUCUCCCCCUCAAGGACGUGAAAGAUGGGUCAAACCCUCUCUAUACCUGCCACGGACAAGACGACGCAGCAGGGCGGAAAUGGCAAGUUCCUGUACGGCGUGUCGGAGAUGCAAGGAUGGAGGAUAACUAUGGAAGACGCGCAUACCGCCGAACUAAACCUGGACGGCGCACCAUCGGAGGACGAGACGAACACGUUCUUCGCAGUAUACGACGGCCAUGGCGGCGCGGCGGUCGCAAAGUACGCAGGGCAGAACGUGCACCACCGUCUUGUCCGGGACGAGGCAUAUAAGCAACACGAUUACCGGCUCGCGCUGAAGAACGCGUUCCUUGGGACCGAUGAAGACAUUCGAUCUAACCCUGACUUCGCCCGGGACGCCUCUGGUUGCACCGCGGUCGCAGCGCUUGUUACAAAGGAGGGCAGGGUCUACGUCGCGAAUGCAGGUGACUCGCGGUCGGUGAUCAGCGUCAAGGGCGAGGCGGAGGCUCUCAGUAUUGACCACAAGCCGCAAAAUGAGGUGGAGAAGAACCGCAUUGUGGCAGCUGGCGGAUACAUCGAAUACGGCCGUGUAAACGGUAAUCUCGCGCUGGCCAGGGCGUUGGGCGACUUCGACUACAAGAAGAAUGCGUCUCUGCGACCCGAGGCUCAGAUCAUCACCAGCGAUCCUGAAAUCAUGGAACACCAGAUCACUGAGGAGGACGAGUUUAUCAUCAUCGCCUGCGACGGCAUCUGGGACUGCUUGACAUCACAACAGGCCGUGAACGUCGUGCGACUCCUUAUUGCUCAAGGGCGUAAGCUGCCGGAACUGUGCGAAAUGAUCUGCGAGCUGUGCCUAGCGCCCGAUACCACCACCGGCGCAGGUAUUGGUUGCGACAACAUGACGAUCAUGGUCGUGGCCUUGCUCCAUGGCCGGACAGAGGAAGAGUGGUACCAGUGGGUAACGGAACGCGUGAAGAGCAAAUACGGAUACCCAACCCCGGAGACGAUCCCGCAACUCUACUCAACAAGCCGACUCAUGUCGUUCAAGGUGAAGCGCGAGGCCUACGAACAGCGCCGGCGGGAACGGCAGGAGCGGGAGGAGCGCGAUCGAGUGGGCAACACAAACGAGGGUUCGAAUUCUCUUUUUGGCGGGCUUGCCAGCAUCCUCGGGGGCGACAGUUCGCUCACACUUCCUACGGCACCAGACGAUGACGAUGAUGACGACAGCGACGAUGACGACGCGGAGAGUCACGGCGGCAAUGCGCGAUCGCUCAUCAGCAAUGCUGGCUUCGGCUUUGGCGGGCGGACGAUCCAGCUCGACAUGACGAAGAGCCUCCGGGAGCAGCUGCAAGAGCUGGACGCCAUGGGCGCUUUCAGCGACGCCGACGUCGAGAUGGGCGACAUGGAGGAGGACGAGAUCGAGUCGGAGGAGCACGAACACGAGGAGCACGCCGACGGCGAGCACCCGAGUGACCCGGAGUCUCCGACCUACACCGCCGCCAACGGAUCCUCAACAGAUGGCGAGGCACCUCCACCGCCGCCGACGCCGCCAGUCAAUGGGGACGCAACGCCGAAGCAGCUCAAGCCGCUCCCGGACGGCGACGCACCGAGCGCGGCGGUGAAGGCGGAGGGCCUGUUGGACGCGAGCGAGAGCCCGCUCAAGGUGUAGGGUAGUGUAUGUGCAGUGUAUUAAUCCACCGGUGUUUGUAUCAUGUCGCGACAUCCCCUGCUAGUAGUCUCUUUUUCGUCCCGGGCCCCCUUCUUCACGCCUCCUUCAUCAUGUCGAUAUCUAUCACAGAUCGGACUAGCCCACAUCCGUUCUCGUUUUACGGCUCCCCGCGUUCGUGUCGUCGUGUCCUCAUCCCCAAGCAAUCAUUGGUGUCUUCAUAGUCCAUAGUUGAUGUGGCUUGUACGUAUCUCCCCGGUUACCCCGUGCCCCUCCUCUCUGUUUGUACAUGCAUGACGAGCUGGAUAGAAUGUAGCGUUCAA